ACAGACGAAAUACCGCUAAGCAUUUCAAGCAACAGAAAUAACUGGGGAAUAGAAUAUAAAAAAAGAAGAAAAAAAAAGAAAAACAUUUUGACUUUGUGGUGAGAGGAGAAAAAUAAUGGAAAAUGAAUUACGUGAUAAUGAGGUUAAUUGUAAUACACAGUCGUUAAGGAUUGAUUUUACUGAAGAUGAAACAGAAGAAGAAGAGAAAACAUCAUUUCACUGUGAUGUCUGCAACAAGUCCUUCUUUCUCAAAGAUGAACAGACGAUUCACAAAUGUUUCCAUGCAGGAGAGGAUCUCUAUCGCUGUGAAAUCUGUGGUAAAUCAUUCUCUGAAAAGGUUCGUUUGACCACACAUAAACACAUUCACGCAGGUGUCGAGCCGUAUCGCUGUAAUACCUGUGGUAAAUCAUUCUCUCAGAAUCACCACUUAACUACUCACAAAUACAUUCAUACAGGAGAGAAACCUUAUCAGUGUGAUAUCUGUGGUAAAUCAUUCUCUAGAAAUAGCGACCUAACCACUCACAAACGUAUUCAUACAGGAGAGAAACCAUAUCAUUGUGAUAUCUGUGGUAAAUCAUUCUCUCAUAAUCACCACUUAACUACUCACAAAUACAUUCACACAGGAGAGAAACCUUAUCAAUGUGAUAUCUGUGGUAAAUCAUUCUCUGGAAAUAGCGACCUAACCACUCACAAACGUAUUCAUACAGGAGAGAAACCAUAUCAGUGUGAUAUCUGUGGUAAAUCAUUCUCUAGAAAUAGCGACCUAACCACUCACAAACGUAUUCAUACAGGAGAGAAACCAUAUCACUGUGAUAUCUGUGGUAAAUCAUUCUCUAGAAAUGACCACUUAACUAAACACAAAUACAUUCACACGGGAGAGAAACCUUAUCACUGUGAUAUCUGUGGUAAAUCAUUCACUCGAAAUCACAACUUAAUUACUCACAAAUACAUUCACACAGGAGAGAAACCUUAUCAGUGUGAUAUCUGUGGAGAAUCAUUCUCUCAUAAUCAGCACUUAACUACUCACAAAUACAUUCACACAGGAGAGAAACCUUAUCAGUGUGAUAUCUGUGGUAAAUCAUUCUCUCAGAAUCACCACUUAACUACUCACAAAUACAUUCACACAGGAGAGAAACCAUAUCAUUGUGAUAUCUGUGGUAAAUCAUUCUCUAAAAGUGGUGACUUAAAUACUCAUAAACGCAUUCAUAGUAAAGAGAAGCCGUAUCACUGUGGUAAAUCAUUCUCUUUAAAUCAUCACUUAGCUAAACACAAACUUAUUCAUACAGGAGGGAGGCCAUAUCACACGAUAUCUGUGUGCGAUUUGUAA
Molecule: messenger RNA, 1327 nt
Organism: Octopus sinensis (East Asian common octopus)
Lineage: Eukaryota; Metazoa; Mollusca; Cephalopoda; Octopoda; Octopodidae
Product: zinc finger protein 98-like
Exons: 4
Coding region: 116-1327 (403 amino acids)
Biological process (GO): regulation of DNA-templated transcription
Molecular function (GO): RNA polymerase II cis-regulatory region sequence-specific DNA binding; DNA-binding transcription factor activity, RNA polymerase II-specific
Source: RefSeq, a predicted model, not a curated record